Haliotis rubra (blacklip abalone) is the source of this 6888-nucleotide messenger RNA. RefSeq names its product cubilin-like. Lineage: Eukaryota; Metazoa; Mollusca; Gastropoda; Lepetellida; Haliotidae. The transcript is spliced from 29 exons. The record is from RefSeq and is a predicted model, not a curated record. Bases 160 to 4923 code for a protein of 1587 amino acids.
ACGGAAGUGACGUCAGUGUUGACAUUCGUUUGCCAGGUAAAAUUGCUACCUGGAUUAUUGUGGGAGAUUAGCAGGAUAUGGAUUAACGAGGGCGUCCACCCUUAGGUGAUCCUGGAUUAAUGACUAACUAAGAUGUAGGAUCGGCGAAGCGGGACAGGUAUGAUUGUGUAUCGCGACGAGAUGGAGAAGUGGACCCACACCUGUGUCCUGUGGCUCUGCGUUAUUGGGUCAGUGUGUGGACAGUGCUACGACCACCCGCUACACAUCACCAUCAGACAGACCACAAGCAUCUCACUCCCCACCCACGCAGGACACUAUGGCAGGGACUUACGCUGUCUGUGGAACCUGACUUCAGGAAGUGGUGAUCCUCUGCAACUGGAGUUCGAGACCUUCUCUCUGCAGGACUCCCCUGACUGCAUCAACGACUACCUCGAGAUCUACUCCAGCAGCGGGGACCUCGUGGACCGCUGGUGUGGUGAUCUCUACCCAGAGUACAUUGUCAUUACCAGUGGGAGCAUCAUCUUCCACAGCGACGACAGGGUUGGCGAAAGAGGAUUCGUCAUCAACGUCAAGUAUACGUUUGCCACCUCCUUCCAAAAUGUCCAGUUCCCAGUCAGGGCAACCUCCAAACCCCAACUGUUCUAUGUUCCAUUCUAUGGAGAAAGCCAUCAAAAACAGCUGAGAUUUUCCUGGAAGGUGACAAGAACUGAAGCGACUCAGCUCACACAGGUUCAUUUCCAGGCCUUCUGUGAUUACGCCCACACAGUUCACAUCACAGAGGCGAACCAGACAUCUAAUCUUCUGUUCCACCAGUGUGCCUAUCCUUCCCAUCAGGCCAUAGUGAGUGCCACGCCCCAGCUCACAAUAUCUGUCAAGAUGCCCUCACAUGGGACCAAGCAACGCUUCCGUUUGUCUAUCUCAGCUGUUUCCAACUAUACAUCCGAGUGUGAUGGAAGUGAAGUAGUUCAUCAGGUGUCUGUGACCAAGAAUCCACAGUACAUCAUUGUUCCAUGGUCUGUUCACGGCCUGAUGUUGACAAUGAAGAAAGCUUGUCACUGGCACGUCUUCACUGAUCUGGUGGACCAUGUGGUUGUCAUGGAGAUGCUGGUGUAUGACCCGCCCAAUGGAGGACUCUGCUCUGACAACAGAAUCAACAUCUUCAAUGGGGCAGACAACUCCUCCAUGCAGCUGGUGUCGGCAUGUGCAAUGUCGGACAUGUUUUCACGAGUGGUCAGCCCUGAGAUGUUUAUAGAGUCGACCAUCCUCUCCACACCCUACUCCCAGAAGUCAGCCUAUGUGAUGAAGAUACAAGCCAGCCCAGAGUGUGAGGCUGGAGUGCGAACCCUCGCCGCAACAACUCUCCGUUCCUACACAGUCAUGGAAUACAACAGGGCCUCAGAGUGUAUCUGGCAUGUCAAGAUGAGGAACAGCAGCAUGAAGAUGCUUGACGCGGGAGUUACCUACCCUGGAGCCGCUUCCUUCAACCCAUCUGUCGUUUGCCCUGACAAUGCCACCUACAUACAGGUGUACACAGCAUCAGCUGAGCUGGCACAGUACCAGGUCCCCAAGUUGUGCCCACUCUUGAACAGCCAAGAGUACCGUGUCUAUGGAACAGCGCUGUAUCUACCCACGCUCCCGGAAGUAGACAUGCCACGCAGUGUCGUGCCACUGUAUUACUACGCCUCACAAGGUAUCUGUGAUCAAGAUAAAAUAGUCGACCUUCAGGUGACCUUGGAAGAACAAUCGUUGUAUUCUCCGAACUAUCCAAACACCUACUGGCCACAUGAGCUGUGCCAGUGGCGACUCACUUCCUUCAGCCCAUACUACCAUGUGGCCUUCAUGGUGUCCCAGUUCACAUCCCAGUCCCCUGUCACCUUCUGUACCUCCUCCCAGGAUCACAUAGCUUUCUUUGAUGGCCCAUCGACCAGCUCGCCCAGUCUGGCAUGGCGCUGUGCAGGCUUCGACACGGUCUGGAUCCAGUCCUCUAGCAGAUCUGUAUAUGCUGAGUUCAAAUCUUACAUCGGGAAUACAGGAAAGUUUAACAUCAAGUACAAGGCUGUCCGAAAAGAUUCCUCCUGUGACAAGGAACUCCAGGGAAGUUCUGUUGCCCAGAACCUGUCAUCGUCGGGCUUCCCCACAGGCCCGGUCUGGCCCUCUGAGUGCUGGUGGAGGAUCAUAGCAGGGCAGGAGGACAAUGUGGUUAACAUAAGUGUGCUGGAAACCAACCUCUUCCAAGACUACUACUGCACCAACAGCUACGUGGAGGCAUAUGAUGGAAAAGAUUCAUCUGAGGGUUUGAUCAUCAAGUGGUGCAGUACAUCAACCCCGAUGUUUCUGAGCACUGGCAAAUACCUGUUCUUGAGGCUCCAUUCUAGCUCAAACGUAGACAAGGGCUUCCUGUUAACAUACACCUCCACUGAAGCUGUUAUCUCUCCAUGUGGAACGUCGCUGACAGCGUACAACCAUGUGUCCUUUCUGUCCAGCCCAGGCUACCCAGAAAACUACAAGAAUCAUUUAGACUGCCGCUGGGUUGUCCGUGCCAUGUCCGGCUUCAAAACGGUGAAGAUUGAGGUGACUGACGCCCAUCUUGAGUAUGACUGUUCCUUUGACAAUGUCACCAUCUAUGAUGGGCAGGACAUGUCAGCUCAGUUGAUAGGAGUGUUUUGUGCCAGCAACCGUCCCACUCUUCAGUCCUCAGGAAUGUUCAUGUUCAUCCGCUUCCAGACAGACAGUUCCCGAACUCACAAGGGCUUCCAGAUCAAGUACUAUGAAACUGAAGAUAAAACAGCCGAGAAUGUGUGUAGCAAGGAUCUGACAUCUUAUCAGGAUCCUAAAUACCUCCAGUCCCCUGGCUACCCAAACUCCUACCCAAGUAACCUUGAAUGCUGGUGGAAGAUCACUGCGUCUGAUCCCUCAGGGCAGGUCCAAAUUACAGUGUUCCGAUCAGGAAUCGAGAGCAGCAUCAGAUGCACAAAUGACUACGUUGCUGUACAUGAAGGUGAUCGUGAGGGCCGAGAGCUGGGACGGUGGUGCGGACAGGACACGACGACUUACGUGAGCGCCGGCAGGUCGAUGUUCCUGCUGUUCAAGACCAACAUGGACACAACUGGCAUGGGCUUCCAGCUGCAGUACUUCACCACAAAAGCUUGUGCAGCCGGCCAUGUCUCUGAGCUGCAAGUUCGCCUGGUACCCGACUACAUUGAAUCACCCAGCUACCCUGACAACUACCCCAAUGAUGUGAGCUGUUCCUGGAGACUACGAACCAACGUCUCCUCUUACAUCCGCAUAACUGUCUUGAACUCAGACAUUGAAUCCAGUGAAAACUGUCGAUUUGACUACUUUGCAGCCUAUGAUGGAGCCACUGAGUCCUAUCCAAGUCUCAAUAAGUGGUGUGGCUAUGACACUCCAACUGUUUCCUCCAGUGGUCCCGUUCUCUUCUUAAAGUUCCGUACAGAUGGUUCAGGAAACAAAAAAGGCUUCCGGCUGGAGUAUGUGGGAGUCAACACUGGCUACUAUGAUGCUCCCUCUUCCACGACGUCCCUCAAGGCGGGUACUAUUGCCGGUGUUGUCUGUGGCUGUGUUGUCGUCACCUCCAUCCUCAUCAUUGCCAUGAUUGUCAUCAUUCGCCGCCGACAGAAGAAUCAACAGAAUGCUGACCUGAGUGGAAGAAGGUCAGGGUCACGCUGGCGGAGUCGGUCAUACCGAGAGCAGCCAUGGGAGGUGAACCAGGUGUUUUAUUCUGGGGAGUCUGCGGGCUACAUAACAGCCCCACCCCCCUACAGCCUGGUUGCAGGGUCACAUAUUCCCCAUGAUCCCCCAACCCCUUACCCCGCAGCUGAGUUUACUCUCCCAUUGAAGGACGAGGACGAAGAGCAAACACCACCUUAUGAUGCACCUAGAGAUGACACUGGUAACUCAACUGGUAGAGAGGACAUCUCUCCUGGUACACACGGCUCUGACAGACAGUGUGGGAGUCCAAGAGUCCAGAGAGAUGCGGAGGAUAGUUCGGACAAGCUGGAUGGUUGUGUCCAGCCACGUUUCAGACAGACUGGUGGGUCUGGGCUGGGGCGGGCUACAAGUGUCGAUAACCUGGUGCCUCGUCACAAACCUCUCAGUGUUGCUUCUUCAGUUGUUCUGCCUGAGAUAACAUCACAGAAUCGAGCAGUGAGUGUGGGUGACCUGUUGUUAGGAGGAGCUACAGGUCAAGGCUUCCACUGCCAGACUUCCCAGUCAGAGACAGUACUUAACAGAGGGCUGGAUUCACCUGGUGCCAAUGAAGGACAAAGUCGACAUCCACGGUCAAGGCAUCGACUAGAAAGACAGUCCCCAAGACACAAGCAGUGCGGCUCAACCACAAACACUGCCCCUGCCCGUGGGCUUCAUGGGGCAUCAGCGCCUAAUGUUUCAGGGGCAUCUGAACAGGCAGGAUCUAAUCACCGGUAUACGCAGAGACGACAUCUCACUGACAAGGCGAGGGAAAAGCGUGGGAAUCUAAGAUCAGAAUUUAAGGCAAUGAGAGAACGGUCACGUUCCCACGACAACCUGACAAGUGACAGAUUGUUGUCCAAUGCUACUCGGAAUCCAAGGUGGUCUGUGGCAUCAGAGGGCUACAGGAAUGACGGUUGGUCCGAAAAUCCCAGUGGUAGAUUUGGGGAGGCCAGGUAUGACAAUCCGUUGUUCUCUAAUGCAGAUAUCAAGACUAGUCGAUCCAGAAUGUCACACGGAUGCGUCGGGUCACUUACUGGUGAUAGAAUGGACAAUGCUGGUUCCAUGUUGGCCAGCAGAGACAGGAGGCUAGCAGGUGAUGUCAAUGUGGAGACAGAUGAGGAUCUAGAACCCAGUUUUGUAAACAGAAAUCUCAGCCUGGAGCAAGAGGAAGCACACAAUACAAACCGGCUCCGUACCACAGAGACAUCAGUGUAGGUCAAGCGAAGACAUAUGGGGCAGCUGUAUUAGACCAGGUACAUGUGAACACGACUCAGCAGCAGGUUUCUGUGAACACGUCAUGUCUGCAGCAAGUCCGUGUGAACAUGUCAUGUCUGCAGCAAGUCCGUGUGAACAUGUCAUGUCUGCAGCAAGUCCAUGUGAACAUGUCAUGUCUGCAGCAAGUCGAUGUGAACAUGUCAUGUCUGCAGCAAAUCCGUGUGAACAUGUCAUAUCUGUAGCAAGUCCAUGUGAACAUGUCAUAUCUGCAGCAAGUCCAUGUGAACAUGUCAUGUCUGCAACAAGUCCAUGUGAACAUGUCAUGUCUGCAGCAAGUCCGUGUGAACAUGUCAUGUCUGCAGCAAGUAUGUGUGAACAUGUCAUAUCUGCAGCAAGUCCGUGUGAACAUGUCAUAUCUGCAGCAAGUCUGUGUGAACAUGUCAUAUCUGCAGCAAGAAAGAGAGAUUGCCUCCCCUUCUAGCUUCAUUGUCUGUUUUCACCUUCCAAAGUGUUAUCUAGAAUGAUGACUGUGAAGACAUUUGUGGUAUGAUUAUUUCACUGAAUGCAGCUUUUGUUUUGUUAAUGAAAUUUUGCAUCUGAUUUUUGUGUCUUCCAAUAAAGUGUCUAAAGGUGGAUCACAAAAACCCAUGUCACCUAGUUUUAUCUGACAUGAUGGUGACAUACAGCAAAGCCUUUGCGUGAUGUGUGUUGUAUAUCACUUUAUAGAACACUGUGUAAUGUGACAAUGUGUGAUAAAUGUAGGAUGUGUGAUACAGAAGUUUAUAUGCAGUGGAUGAUGUAAGAGAUUCAGUUACAGUGUUUGAUGUAACAGUUUAUGUAACAAUGUUUGAUAUAAGUUUCUGUGAGUGUUUGAUGUAACACUGUAUAGGAGGGUGUUUGAUGUAACACUUUAUAGGACAGUGUUACAUGUAAGAGUUUGUGUGAGUGUUUGAUGUAACACUGUAAAGGACGGUGUUACAUGUAACAGUUUCUGUGACAGUGUUUGAUGUAACAGUUUAUAGGACAGUGUUUGAUGUAACAGUUUCUGUGACAGUGUUUGAUGUAACACUUUAUAGGACAGUGUUUGAUGUAACACUGUAUAGGACAAUGUUUGAUGUAACACUUUAUAGGACAGUGUUACAUGUAACAGUUUCUGUGAUAGUGUUUGAUGUAACACUGUAUAGGACAGUGUUUGAUGUAACAGUUUCUGUGACAGUGUUUGAUGUAACAUUUUAUAGGACAGUGUUACAAGAAACAGUUUCUGUGACAGUGUUUGAUGUAACAGUUUCUGUGACUGUGUUUGAUGUAACACUUUAUAGGACAGUGUUUGAUGUAACACUUUAUAGGACAGUGUUUGAUGUAACACUGUAUAGGACAGUGUUUGGUGUAACACUUUAUAGGACAGUGUUUAAUGUAACACUGUAUAGGACAGUGUUUGAUGUAACAGUUUCUGUGACAGUGUUUGAUGUAACAGUUUCUGUGACAGUGUUUGAUGUAACAGUUUCUGUGACAGUGUUUGAUGUAACACUUUAUAGGACAGUGUUUGAUGUAACACUUUAUAGGAUAGUGUUUGAUGUAACAGUUUCUGUGACAGUGUUUGAUGUAACACUUUAUUGGACAGUGUUUGAUGUAACUCUUUAUAGGACAGUGUUUGAUGUAACACUGUAUAGGACAGUGUUUGGUGUAACACUUUAUAGGACAGUGUUUGAUGUAACACUUUAUAGGACAGUGUUACAUGUAACAGUUUCUGUGACAGUGUUUGAUGUAACACUUUAUAGGACAGUGUUUGGUGUAACACUUUAUAGGACAGUGUUUGAUGUAACAGUUUCUGUGACAGUGUUUGAUGUAACAGUUUCUGUGACAGUGUUUGAAUGUAACAGUUUCUGUGACUGUGUUUGAUGAGACAGUGUUUUAUAUAACAUUCUAUAUACGUCAUUUCACCAUGUUCUAUACAUUGUGUAUAGU